GGUCCAGUCGAUUUAAAUACAUUUUAAUUAACAGUGGACAGGUCCAGUCGAUUUAAAUACAUUUUAAUUGCACCUACCGAGACCCGUGGCAAUUAUAUCAGACCUGACCCAGGUCCUAGACAACAGUAAGAAUUUGGGACCCGAACCUGGAAUUUUGUGUCUCUAGAAGACAUCUAACCUAGAGUAUUCACCGAAAUACAGAUCUGGAGUCUGUUCAUAAACAAGUGUCAGCUUAGAGCAAUUUACUGUCUUCACCUAAGUACAGGUCUGGGUAUAGCUCAUAAAUAAUGUGUCAGUUACCUAGUGUCUAUUGUCAUCACCCAAAUACAGGUCUGGAAUCUGUUCAUAAACAAGUGUCAGCUCAGAGCUAUCUACUGUCGUCACCCAAAUACAGGUCUGGGAACAGCUCAUAAACAAGUUGUCAGCUACCUAGUAUAUACUGUUUUCACCCAAAUACAGGUCUGAGGUCAGAAUCUAAAUAUGUUUAGGCUGUUGCUAGUGUUAACUGGUUGAAUCCAUAAACAUGUUUUGUUCAUCUGAGAAUAGCCCCGUAGCUGCCUGCCUGUCUCAGCCUUGGGAAGUCUGCAUGUACUUAUAGGCUCAUUUAAAAAACCCUCUCACUGCUUGUUUGUGUUGUGGUGGUGACUCUCUCACUAAGAACCUUUUAAGACGGCAAGCUGCAGCAGGAGGACUAAAGCAGUGAGAGCAGGGUUCGGACUAGUCCUGACUACACUGUAAAUAAUGUUUGAUGCCGUCUAAAGUGCUGGUGGAGCUAGCCUACUGGAAGACGAUGAGGGAAGGGUGUAGAUGGGACUGUCUCAGCUCUGAGCCAUGGAAUGCCCCCUCUGUCCGCCACUAGCCUGCUCUUCUCCACAGACUGAUCUCCAGACACUCAGUUAGCGACACGUUGCUCCCCUCCAUCUGAACACAACCAGGAAGGGGAAGAAGUCACAGCAGAGCUUCGUACGCACAGAGGAAAGGAUUUACAGCUCCUCUCCAACAUAUUAACAGCUAGCUCACCUUAGUUAGUUUGGCUUAGUUUUCCCUUGUUUUCCCUGUGGAUUGGGAUUUAUUUUUAUAGAGAGUCAAGAUGGUGGAUUUACAGGAGUACCUGUGGAUGGUGAUCCUGGGCUUCGUCAUAGCCUUCAUUCUUGCCUUCUCUGUUGGGGCCAACGACGUGGCCAACUCGUUCGGGACGGCGGUGGGGUCGGGGGUGGUGACGCUGAAACAGGCCUGUAUCCUGGCGUCCAUCUUUGAGACGUUGGGUUCCAUGCUGCUUGGAGCCAAGGUGGGGGAGACCAUACGGAAAGGCAUCAUAGACGUCAACCUGUACAACGAGACGGUGCCUGUUCUCAUGGCGGGGGAGGUCAGCGCCAUGGUCGGGUCAGCGAUUUGGCAGCUCAUCGCCUCUUUCCUCAAACUACCCAUCUCCGGGACGCAUUGCAUCGUUGGAUCGACCAUCGGGUUCUCCAUGGUGGCCAUCGGCACCAAGGGCGUCCAGUGGAUGCAGCUGGUCAAGAUUGUGGCGUCCUGGUUCAUCUCUCCCUUGCUGUCGGGACUGAUGUCGGGGUUCCUCUUCUUCCUCAUCAGACACUUCAUCCUCAGUAAGGAUGACCCUGUCCCCAACGGUCUCCGUGCCCUGCCAGUGUUUUACGCCUCAACGAUAGGCAUCAACGCCUUCUCCAUCCUCUACACUGGCGCUCCAUUGCUAGGUCUGGAGAUGUUACCGGUGUGGGCUAUAGCUCUGAUCACGCUGGCGGGGGCUCUGGUCUGUGCUGCCGUGGUGUGGUUCGCUGUCUGCCCCUGGAUGAGACGGAAGAUAACAAGUCGCAUGAAGAAGGAGCACGCUGCCUUGUCACGUAUCUCAGACGAGUCCUUAGAUCAGAUCCCAGAGGAGGAGGAGGACACUCCCGUGUUCAAGGAGCUACCGGGCGCCAAGAUGACGGAUGACGCUGUGCAGCCGUUAACGGGUGGCACCGGAGGAGAGUCGCGGAGAGGAGAGGCCACCGGAGAGCUCAACAGCCUGGCCAAUGGAGGCACUGUCCUGCCCAACGGACGGGUCUACGGGCGGACCCACUCCAUGACCAACGGUACCCUGUCCAUGUCCAAGUCCCCACUGUCCAACGGCAGCUUCACCUUCGGUGGGGAACACAUCCGCAGCGACGGCCAGGUGUACCACACGGUUCACAAGGAUUCUGGUCUCUACAAAGACCUGCUCCACAAGAUCCACCUGGGACGACUGGAGGACGACCACUCCGCCCCCACGCCAGACAACAACUACCGCCUGCUGCGUCGCAACAACAGUUACACCUGCUACACGGCCGCCAUCUGUGGCAUGCCGGUCCAGCCCCUGAUCCGCUCCGAGUCUCGCGAGGCCCGAGAGGACAGUGAGAAGCUGGUGGGGGAGGGGGAGAGGUCGGGAAGCGUGUCCUACACCAAGAAGAGGGUCCGUUACGAUAGUUACUCGUCGUACUGUAACGCCGUGGCGGAGGCCGAGAUCGAGGCGGAAGAGGGCGGCGUGGAGAUGAAGCUGGCGUCUGACCUGGGGGGCGAGGAGGCAGGGGCGCCCGGGGCUCCCAUCCCACUGGAUGACUCCGCAGAAGAGGAUGAAGGGGAUAAGGACAAGCCAACCGUCUACCUGCUCUUCCACUUCCUGCAGAUCCUCACCGCAUGCUUUGGAUCCUUCGCUCACGGAGGCAACGACGUCAGUAACGCCAUCGGCCCGUUGGUGGCGCUGUGGAUGAUCUAUGACCAAGGCGGGGUGAUGCAGGACGCCGCCACCCCCAUCUGGUUGCUGUUCUACGGGGGAGUUGGCAUCUGCUGCGGCCUCUGGGUUUGGGGGCGCCGGGUGAUCCAGACCAUGGGCAAGGACCUCACCCCCAUCACACCUUCCAGUGGAUUCACUAUAGAGCUGGCUUCAGCGCUCACUGUUGUGUUUGCUUCCAAUAUCGGAAUCCCAGUCAGUACCACACACUGCAAGGUGGGCUCGGUGGUAGCGGUUGGCUGGAUCCGCUCCAAGAAGGCGGUUGAUUGGCGGUUGUUCCGUAACAUCUUCCUGGCGUGGUUCGUCACGGUGCCAGUGGCGGGGCUGUUCAGCGCCGCGGUCAUGGCCCUGUUCGUCUAUGGCAUCCUCCCUUACGUCUGAGGAAGCGAGGAGAGAGGGAGAAAAGACGAGAUGGAGGGAGAGGGGAUGGUAAAAGAAAGAGGAGAUGCAACGAAUGGGGCGGUUAAUUAAACUGUCUAGAGGGGAGAAGGAAAGAGUUAGAUUACACGCCUGGGUUCUGGUCCUGAAGAGGGUUAGAUCACACGCUGCCUGGGUUCUAGUCCUGAAGAGGGUUAAGAUCACACGCUGCCUGGGUUCUAGUCCUGAAGAGGGUUAAGAUCACACGCUGCCUGGGUUCUAGUCCUGAAGAGGGUUAAGAUCACACGCUGCCUGGGUUCUGGUCCUGAAGAGGGUUAGAUCACACGCUGCCUGGGUUCUGGUCCUGAAGAGGGUUAGAUCACACGCUGCCUGGGUUCUGGUCCUGAAGAGGGUUAGAUCACACGCUGCCUGGGUUCUGGUCCUGAAGAGGGUUA
Molecule: messenger RNA, 3576 nt
Organism: Oncorhynchus mykiss (rainbow trout)
Lineage: Eukaryota; Metazoa; Chordata; Actinopteri; Salmoniformes; Salmonidae
Product: sodium-dependent phosphate transporter 2
Biological process (GO): phosphate ion transmembrane transport
Cellular component (GO): membrane
Molecular function (GO): phosphate transmembrane transporter activity
Source: RefSeq, a predicted model, not a curated record